Thlaspi arvense is the source of this 1290-nucleotide messenger RNA. Lineage: Eukaryota; Viridiplantae; Streptophyta; Magnoliopsida; Brassicales; Brassicaceae. The record is from the annotation of a GenBank genome assembly.
GGAAUAUUUUGGCUCCCGGAUAAAUUUUGGGGUCAUUACGAGGGAAACAAAAGUAGGGGGUGGUGAUGCAUAAAUAUUUCUCCAGUCUGUAAAUUUUUCUUUUUGGCUCUUUCGUCGUCGAACCACUUCUCCAGAACUCGGGCACGAACAGAAAGAGAUUCAAAUUUCAUAAACUAAACUCUUCUUCCUCUUCGAAUCAGAGAUUCUCUCCUUUAGAUCUGGAAGUGUCUGGUAACAUAACUGGAAGAAGAUGACCGUGAUCGACAUUCUGACUAGAAUUGACUCGAUCUGUAAGAAGUACGACAAGUACGAUGUCGACAAACAGCGGGAGGCCAAUAUCUCCGGUGAUGAUGCUUUUGCUCGCCUCUAUGGCGCUUUUGAGACCCAAAUCGAGACCGCUCUCGAGAAAGCUGAACUUGUUACCAAGGAGAAGAACAGGGCUUCUGCUGUUGCAAUGAAUGCUGAGAUCCGCCGGACCAAAGCUCGAUUGUCCGAGGAAGUUCCUAAGCUGCAGAGACUUGCUGUCAAGCGGGUUAAGGGUCUUACAACCGAAGAGCUUGCCGCGAGAAAUGAUUUGGUGCUUGCGCUUCCGGCCAGGAUUGAAGCCAUACCUGAUGGGACAGCCGGUGGUCCGAAAAGCACUAGUGCUUGGACUCCUGCAACAGCAUCUCGUCCUGAUAUCAAAUUUGAUUCAGAUGGGCGUUUUGAUGAUGAUUACUUUCAAGAAUCACAUGAAUCCAGCCAAUUCAGACAGGAGUAUGAGAUGCGGAAAAUGAAGCAGGCAAGUCUGGACAUGAUCUCCGAAGGUUUGGACGCUUUGAAGAACAUGGCUUCUGAUAUGAACGAGGAACUGGAUAGGCAAGUUCCUUUGAUGGAUGAAAUCGACACAAAGGUGGACAGAGCAACCUCGGAUCUGAAGAACACCAAUGUCAGGCUCAAAGAUACCGUCAACCAGCUGAGGUCAAGCCGGAACUUCUGCAUCGAUAUUGUUUUGUUGUGUAUUGUGCUGGGUAUCGCUGCAUACUUGUACAAUGUACUGAAGUAAUGAGGUUAACGUGAAAGGAGCCAUGAGUUGUCUCUCUCUUGCCCUCUGCUAAUACCGUUUUUUCACCCGAGUCAGUGUGUGUGUGCAUGUUUCUUUCUGUAUUUCUGUGAUCUUUCUACGAGAGUUUAUUACAGCUGUCCAAAGUCCAGACUGUUGAAGUUGUUUCUUCUUGCAAUUGAGUCUAUACAUGAUGAAUAUAUCUUAUAUUAAAUUUACCCAGUCUAUGUAAUUCAUGUCACUGUCGA